Messenger RNA from Paramisgurnus dabryanus, 1269 nucleotides. The record is from RefSeq and is a predicted model, not a curated record. Lineage: Eukaryota; Metazoa; Chordata; Actinopteri; Cypriniformes; Cobitidae.
AUGAGGGCAUGUCCCCUCCACAAAUGCUGCCUCAGCAUGCUGAUGCCUCGGACAGCCAAGACAACGAUUGUGCCCAUCAGCAACGGAAAGAAAUCUGCCACAUCCAAGAGUUGGGUGACCGCUACUAAUAACUGCAGUUAUAAGAGACUUAUUGAACAUCUCGGCUUAGACAGCGAUAACUUUCAGAUGACGUCUCUGCGCCCGGUGUAUAACUGGAGCCACCCUACUAAAGUUUACGUGGACCUGUAUGUUACCUCCAUCACAGAUGUGAAUGAAAAAGCCCAAAGUUUUGAAACACAGGCCACAAUUGUAUUGGGUUGGAUGAAUGAUUUCACAAGGUGGAACGCCAGUGCCUUUUGUGGGAUCUUUACAACUACAAUUCAAAAAGAUAAGAUGUGGAUACCAGACAUUACCAUUGCCGAAAGCAUCAAAGCAGAAUUUGCAUCUGUGGAAAAUCCUUAUGUAAAGAUGAUGGAUAUUGGUGUUGUAAUCCUGCCUCAAACUGUCAUUUUGACCACCGCCUGCAAGAUGGACCUUUACAAGUUUCCCUUUGAUGUCCAAAAAUGCGAUCUGACAGUUCAGUCUUCGUUGUAUUCAAUCAAUGAGCUUACAGUCAGUCCAUAUUCUGAUGCCUCAUUUAUGACUGCCAGCUCUAAGAAGUCUUUUCAAACUCAAGGGGAGUGGGAACUCCUCAGCAUUACCGUGUCUAAAUCCAAUCUACCUACUCUUGGAUAUGUAUUGGAUCAGCUGAAAUUUCAGAUCACCAUAAAAAGGAGACCUCUUCUGUAUAUCAUCAACUUCAUAUCACCAGUGUUUUGCUUUCUUGUGUUGGAUGUGGCCUCAUUCUUCAUGAAUUCAGCAGAAGGAGAGAAGCUGGGCUUUAAAGUGACUUUACUUUUGGCGAUUUCUGUGUUACUGCUCAUUCUUAAUGACACACUGCCCUCUACUGCCAAGGAGGUCCCAUUGAUCGGUGUUUUCUGCAGUGUGAUUUUCAUUCUCAUUGGUAUCAGCAUUCUUGAGAGCAUUCUUGUGGAUUUUCUGAUGGCUAGAGGAGAUCAGAUUAAUUCAGAAGCACUUGAGAAUUCCAAAUCUACUGUUCCUGGUUGGGUGACCGUUUCUGACAGCUGCAGUUAUAAGAGACUUAUUGAAUAUCUCGGCUUAGACAGCGAUGACUUUCAGAUGACGUCUCUGCGCCCGGUGUAUAACUGGAGCCAUCCUACUAAAGUUUACGUGGACCUGUUUGUGACCUCCAUCACAGAUGUGGUAUGA